AUGUCAGCCUCGAUAUCCGGCAAUCGAGAUCUCCCUACAUCCAGGCACGAUCUGAGUACGUACUGGGGUAGAGUUAAGCAGGCUGCGGAAAUAUCAGACCCCAGGACGCUGUUUGUCUCCUCUGCUGGUCUAGAUAAGGCCAAAGGCCUCAUCGCCUCGUAUAAAACUGGCCAUGUCCCAUCGAUGACACCGGAGCUGUGGCAGGCGAAAAGAAUCAUCGAUUCGACUUUGCACCCUGAUACUGGUGAACCAGUCUUUCUCCCCUUUCGCAUGUCAUGCUUCGUUCUGUCCAAUUUGAUUGUGACUGCGGGAAUGCUCACCCCCGGCCUUGGUACAAGAGGCAUCGUGCUCUGGCAAAUUGCCAACCAGUCUCUAAAUGUCGCCAUCAAUAACGCCAACGCAAACAAGUCCACUCCUCUCUCCUACUCCACUAUGGCAAAAUCAUACCUCAUGGCCGUCUCUGCCUCCUGCUCCGUCGCGCUGGGGCUGAACGCCAUGGUCCCCCGUCUAAGGCGAGUGUCUCCAAACACGAAAUUGAUACUGGGUCGCCUAGUUCCCUUCGCAGCCGUCGCCAGUGCUGGCGCGCUGAAUGUAUUCCUAAUGCGCAGCGAGGAAAUCCGCAAAGGAAUCGACAUCUACCCAGUUCUAUGCGAUGAGGAGAAAGCGAAGCGAGAGGUUGACGGAGAAUUGGAGGUGCAGAGUCUGGGGAAGAGCAAAAGGGCUGCCACGUUAGCUGUGGGGGAAACGGCGAUCAGCCGAGUGCUCAAUGCGACUCCAGUCAUGGCUAUUCCCCCCUUGAUUCUCAUACGGCUGCAGAAGACCCAUUGGCUGAAGGCGCGACCUCGACUUGUGAUGCCUGUUAACCUGGGGUUGAUCUUAACAACCUCCCUCUGUGCUUUGCCGUUCGCGCUUGGCGCAUUCCCGCAACGACAAGCGGUUAGUGCGCGGUCGCUGGAAGAGGAGUUCUGGGACCGUGGUGGCAAAAACGGUGAGGUUGAAUUCAACAGGGGUAUAUGA
Histoplasma mississippiense is the source of this 1017-nucleotide messenger RNA. RefSeq lists its product as hypothetical. Bases 1 to 1017 code for a protein of 338 amino acids. Gene Ontology annotation, molecular function: monoatomic ion transmembrane transporter activity. The record is from RefSeq and is a predicted model, not a curated record. Lineage: Eukaryota; Fungi; Ascomycota; Eurotiomycetes; Onygenales; Ajellomycetaceae. Gene Ontology annotation, biological process: mitochondrial transmembrane transport; monoatomic ion transport. The transcript has 5 exons. Gene Ontology annotation, cellular component: mitochondrial inner membrane.